Molecule: messenger RNA, 378 nt
Organism: Aplysia californica (California sea hare)
Lineage: Eukaryota; Metazoa; Mollusca; Gastropoda; Aplysiida; Aplysiidae
Exons: 3
Coding region: 1-378 (125 amino acids)
Source: RefSeq, a predicted model, not a curated record
AUGACUGAAUCACUCCCUGACUCGUCCACAGUUGCUCCGGUACCUGGACUCACACACUACGGGGGACCCUGGGAGUCUCUCAGUGCUGGUGAGUCAGAGCUGUUGGUUCGUCUGUCGAGAGAAGUGGAGGAGAGGGAUGCACGUGCGAAGAUAGACGGAGAGGAGGAGGAGGAGGGAGACGUGAGGGCACAGGAGGGAGGGGAGGAGGAGGACGGGGAGGAAGAGGAGGAGUGGGAAAACAAAGCUGACCAGGACAGAGCAGACACCGGCUGGAUGGGCUGCGGCCACCUCGGGCACGCCCUGACAACGCCCCGCUCAGAUGUCAGCGGACAGCGGCCUGUUCUCAAGACUUCUGGUGAAACUACGCUGGUGAGAUGA